Messenger RNA from Vicugna pacos (alpaca), 3362 nucleotides. RefSeq names its product cyclin dependent kinase like 4 (gene CDKL4). Gene Ontology annotation, cellular component: nucleus. Lineage: Eukaryota; Metazoa; Chordata; Mammalia; Artiodactyla; Camelidae. The record is from RefSeq and is a predicted model, not a curated record. Gene Ontology annotation, molecular function: ATP binding; protein serine/threonine kinase activity. Gene Ontology annotation, biological process: protein phosphorylation.
AGACGCCGCGGCGGGGGCGCUCCGGAGUCGCUGCGCCGCUGGCUGGCUGCGUCCCGCGCCCCGCGCCGGAGUCGGGGCCGCCGGGGCUGCUCGGGGCUGCGUCGCCGUCGCCGCGUCCGCGCCGUGCAGUGCUGAACUGCAAGUCGAUCGAUACCAGUAAUUUAAGUCACUUCAGCUCAAAUGGAAAAGUAUGAAAAAUUAGCCAAGAUUGGAGAAGGGUCUUAUGGAGUUGUAUUCAAAUGCAGAAACAAAACCUCUGGACAAGUGGUAGCUAUCAAAAAAUUUGUGGAAUCCAAAGACGAUCCUGUGGUUAAGAAAAUAGCUCUACGAGAAAUAAGUAUGUUGAAGCAAUUAAAACACCCAAACCUCGUGAACCUCAUUGAAGUGUUCAGGAGAAAAAGGAAAAUGCAUUUAGUUUUCGAAUACUGUGAUCAUACACUACUAAAUGAGCUGGAAAGAAACCCAAAUGGAGUUGCUGAUGGAGUGAUCAAAAGUGUUUUAUGGCAAACACUUCAAGCUCUUAAUUUCUGCCAUAAACAUAAUUGUAUUCACAGAGAUGUGAAACCUGAAAAUAUUCUAAUAACUAAGAAAGGAAUAAUCAAGAUCUGUGACUUUGGGUUUGCACGAAUUCUGAUUCCAGGAGAUGCCUACACUGACUAUGUCGCUACAAGGUGGUACCGAGCUCCUGAACUUCUUGUGGGAGAUACUCAGUAUGGUUCUUCCGUCGACAUUUGGGCUACAGGUUGCGUUUUUGCAGAGCUCCUGAUGGGCCAGCCACUCUGGCCUGGAAAAUCAGAUGUGGACCAGCUUUAUCUGAUAAUCAGAACACUGGGGAAACUAAUCCCAAGACAUCAAUCCAUCUUUAAAAGCAACCAGUUUUUCCAUGGCAUCAGCAUUCCUGAACCAGAAGACAUGGAAACUCUUGAAGAAAAGUUCUCAGAUGCUCAUCCUGUGGCUUUGAAUUUCAUGAAGGACUGUCUGAAGAUGAAUCCAGAUGACAGGUUAACCUGUGCCCAACUCCUAGAGAGCCCCUACUUUGAUUCUUUUCGAGAGGACCAAAUGAAAAGAAAAGCACGUAAUGAAGGAAGAAACAGAAGGCGUCAGCAGAAUCAACUGUUGCCUCUCAUACCAGGAAGCCACAGCUCCCCCACACCUGAUGGAAGAAAACAAGUCCUCCAGUUAAAAUUUGAUCAUCUUCCAAACAUUUAGGAAAAUGCACUUUCAAGUGGAAAGUAAUUUAAUACGUGCACACUUUUUAUACAAGAGAGAUAGGGAUUCUCAGUGUUUCAAAUGCAGAUGAGCCAUAUGAAAAUUAAGAUGCUUUCUAGAAUUGUUUUGCUCUGAUCAUUACUGAUUCCUCUGCCCAUGCUUUUUACAUGCCAACUUUAUCUUUUAGAACAUUUUCUUUAAAUGUUAUACAGUCUGAAACUGCACAUAUGGAGGAGACAUUUUCAAUUUUAUCAGAGCAGCUCCUCUUGAGGCAAUUUGUACUGAGAAUCUGUGGGCUUAUACUUGGAUUUAUGAAAAAGGUUUACAUAUGCCAUCUCACUCCAGCUGACCAUGUAAUGUCUCAGAGCAAUAUCAAAUAGCUUGCCUAGCUGUUGUUUGUGUAAGGAACCUCAUUAUGUUUCUGCAUUUUAAUUUACUCUCAUUGUAACCAGGCCUGUUGAGUAAAGCUGGCAUUUAAUUCUGUGUUUUUAUAUUGGUGUAGAAAGGGAACCUCGAAAUGUUGACUAGGUUUAUCCCUUAAUUCCAGGGCAGACUCCACUUUCUCUGUCUCCUAAGACAUUGACGAUUCUAUUUUUAAAGCUAGCUAGAGAAAAAUCCAUACAUUUACAUAGAAAAUAGUGGUGAAUGACAGGGGAUUACCAUCCUCAUGACAUAACGCCCGCCCUCGGAGAAUUCACUGCUGAGUCUCCUGCUGUCCUUUGAUACCUCACUGUUCCUUACCCUUUUCUUCUCCUCCUAAAUCAUCUCAGUACCUAAACCUAGCCUCCAGUAUGUUUUCUAAAUAGUUCACGGUCAACACUCUUCCAAACAUGUGCAUCCAUCUAUAAAUUUUACAGCCCAAAAUUUGUGCAUCAUGAAAAGUCAGGUUUGUAAACACUUCUGAAAGCAAGAAGACCAUCUUUCAGUUAACUUCAUUUUAUGUCUCUUACCCAAAAAAAGGGGCACAAACAAACAAAACACCUUAACAGGUGAGUCUAAUUUAUGUUGGGACACUUUCCCAAGUAAACUUUACUUGCAUACAUAUAUACAUAUAUGUAAAUAUAUGUUUAUAAUUAGAAUUUUUGAAGCAUCAUAGUAAAUGCCUUUUAUCCUGGACAUCUGAAAGUGAUGCAUAAUGUUUGAAAGUACUUUUAGCUUGCUAACAAGGAGCUCAUGCUAAAUAACAGCAUGGGGCUGUAUAUUGCUGUCUGGUGUAAAGGCACAAACUGGUGAUAUUUCUAUCAAUUAAUAUUAAGAUUAUUUCAUUAAUUCUUUUCUGCUCCUGAGUCUGGCAUGCUCCCCCUGAACACUGUCAAAUUUUGUAAAUACACAUAAUUUUAGAAAUUCCUUGUAUCUGGCACCAAGACACCAAGCAUAAAUUGUUUCAAGAAAACACAGUUCCACCUUACGUUCAUCUCUGAAAGUCUGGUGCACAUAUAAAUGUGGUUCUGUAAACUUCCAGACACCCUCAUUCAGUCGCUUGAGUGCAUCUCUUUAUUAGGAAAAAUGGCACCUAAACAAUUGUUCCUUGCUCACUAGAAGGAUAUUUUAAGUGGGCUUAUUUGGCCAUUUAAUGUUCUCAGUGUGAAUGUAAGCUGCUAGGAUCUUCUUAUUUCCAUCUUAUUAACAGAAUAUGCCUCUUCAGAUUUGUAUGUUUCUUGCAUUUUUAGUAAGAUGAUACCACAGGUGCAAGGAAAAUGAGAAAUAAAAAGAUAAGUGGCAACUUUGCUGAACGAUUUGUUUUUAGCUUUCACAGUGGGUUUUUUAUUUUUAUCAUUUAAGUUUUGUGAUUGCCAAACAACUCAUGCUGCUCCAGCUCUCUUAAAUGUGUGUGUGUAUGUGUGUGUGUGUGUAUACAUAUAUAUAUAUGUAAUAUGUAACAUAUAUACACACACAUAUGCAGAAAAUAAGAAGACAGCCCAAGACUCCAUUAUCCAUUUUGUAAUUGUGCUUCAAACAACAGUGGAGUUUUUGGCAGCGGUUAGUAGAGUGUCUUCCCUUAAUUUUUGCUUACAUUUAAGAAUCAAUUCAAGCUAGAUUUCACUCAGUUUUUUCCCUUAGACAAAUUCAUCAUUUAGGUAUCAGUGGGGAGAGGAGAGGAGAAAGCAUCUAAUGCUUAGAAAAAUGUUCUCAUGCACUUCUGUUACCGUGAA